Messenger RNA from Larimichthys crocea (large yellow croaker), 1115 nucleotides. It is a transcript of the gene fbxo36b, whose product is annotated as F-box protein 36b. The record is from RefSeq and is a predicted model, not a curated record. NCBI's taxonomy places the organism in Eukaryota, Metazoa, Chordata, Actinopteri, Sciaenidae. The transcript is spliced from 4 exons. Bases 39 to 929 code for a protein of 296 amino acids. Gene Ontology annotation, molecular function: protein binding.
AGAAAGCACUGUUGCCAUGACAACGCAGAAACUUUGACAUGGCGUCCCUGCUAACAGACCCGCUGUUUGAAAUCUCUGGAGUUGGUCCUCCGCCCGAUAAGAGUUUUUAUUAUUUUGCUGUCACCAAGUCAGAUGUGAUUUGGAGAUGGUGGACGAUUUCCCUGAGAGCUGUAGACAGGUACUCCAGGCCCGGGGAGCUGAAGGAGUCUCACCAGGACUUCUUGGAUGACAGUGCCCUGCAGAGUAAGGUCCGUAUGGUUUUCAGUCGUCAAAACUUGCAGUACACCAAGGCUUUGUGCCAAGGCCAUUAUGAUUAUCUGGAGCACCUGUCAGACCCCUUACUUCUGCGGAUAAUAAAUUAUCUUGAACUAGAGGAUGUGGGUCAGCUCGGACGAACGUCACGCAGGUUCAGGCAGCUAUGUGGGUCAGAGGAGUUUUGGGAGCAGGCAGUGCGCCGGCGCUGCAACACAGUUUCAGCUGAGGUGGCAUCCCUGGCGCUCGAGGUGGGCUGGCGCAGCAUCUUCUUCACCAGCAAGCUACAGCUGCAGAAGCUGAUCAGCCGCAGAAGGCUGAAGCCGGAGGAGCAACAGGAAGAACAGGUCUCUGACACAGAUACAAAGGCUGAGAAGUCUCCCAAUGAGAGCUCAGAUUCAGACCAGACUUCCGGUUCUGAAGAGGAAUCUCACCCUGGCAUUAUCCCAGAGCUAAGCCUUGGCACUGAAACUGGUACUGGCUUUGAUGCCAAGUCUUGCUGUGAUGUUGACCCCGGCCGUAACCCUGAGCCAGAGGCUGGCUCUGAUUUCAGCAUGCCCGGGUCUGGUCAGUGGUUGGAGGAAAACUGUUUGGUGGAAACGCCGGUGCAGAACAGUGCACUAAGCAACAGUAGAGGAGACUACAGUGAACAAAAAUCAGACAAGAUGCAGAGUUAAUCCUUCUGUCAAAUGUUACUUAAGACCUGUAUCUCAGGGUUACUGUUACACUGUUAGGCCAUUUAUGCACCUUUCUUGUUCUAAAAUGAGUUGUGUCUCUCAAGAUUAUCUUUUAUGGGACAAAUAUAAAGUUAUUAUUUUUGUUUGAUAUAACUGUCGAUCCUCUAAAGGACAGUUGUAGACAUU